This is a messenger RNA of Morchella sextelata, 201 nucleotides long. RefSeq lists its product as uncharacterized. The record is from RefSeq and is a predicted model, not a curated record. Bases 1 to 201 code for a protein of 66 amino acids. Lineage: Eukaryota; Fungi; Ascomycota; Pezizomycetes; Pezizales; Morchellaceae. The transcript is spliced from 3 exons.
AUGGCCACAUUCUUUGAGGCGUCGUUCCAGAACGGCUCACCAGUUCCUAGCCCCUUUCCCAAUGUUUACCCACCGAAAAAUUACGGGAGUAAUUGCUACGAUUCAGCGGGCCAACCGCAAGAGCUUCGCAAAUUCGAACACUUCAGCAUUGUCUCUCAAGAGAGCACCCAUGAUGAUUAUUAUAAUGAUGUCGAAGGGUGA